This is a messenger RNA of Raphanus sativus (radish), 549 nucleotides long. Its product is annotated as gibberellin-regulated protein 3. Bases 32 to 331 code for a protein of 99 amino acids. NCBI's taxonomy places the organism in Eukaryota, Viridiplantae, Streptophyta, Magnoliopsida, Brassicales, Brassicaceae. The record is from RefSeq and is a predicted model, not a curated record. The transcript has 3 exons.
GCUCUCUGUUGAAAUUGUAUGCUUUUCAAAUAUGGCAGUCUUCCGGACCACACUGCUUAUGUUGCUUAUCCUCGUCUGCCUUACCACAUAUGAGCUUCACGUUCACGCUGCUGAAGGUGCCGAGGGCAGUGAAGGUGCAGUUAAAAUCGAUUGCGGUGGGAGAUGUAAAGGCAGAUGCAGCAAAUCGUCGAGGCCGAACCUCUGCUUGAGAGCAUGCAACAGCUGUUGUUCCCGAUGCAACUGUGUACCACCUGGCACAUACGGAAACCACCACCUAUGCCCUUGUUACGCCUCCAUUACCACUCGUGGUGGUCGCCUCAAGUGCCCUUGAACCUAUGCACAGAUGUACGUGGAAUUGUGCGGUGUUAUGUUCUUGAAUAAUAUAUAGACACUAGUGUUGCCUCUAGAAUCGAUCUUUUACUGUUUUGUAAUCUCUAGAGUUCUUAGAGCAACUCCAAUGGUGGAGUUGUAGAGAGAGUAUCACAGAAAAUAAAUAAUAAAAAAAUAAAAAAGUAUGAAAGAGAAUGAAACUUUUUUCUUUGUAGAGUA